AUGCUAGGAAGACCAACUAAAGUAAGAAGUGGAAGAAAAGCCCCAAAGACAAAGAAUCAAGAAGUACUCAACCUGUUCAACUUGUUCAGCACCGUUGCCAGAAAAACAACGCACGCUGAGUACCAGAAGAUCGCACACUUCAUCCAGAAGCCCAGAACACAGAAGUCCAUUGUCACUCUCAAGAAUCUCGUAAAGUACACAGCACCCUGCUCCGACAAGCUGGCAGUUGUUGUAACAAAGAUAGUUGGCGAUGACACCGUGGUAGAGAUCCCUCACGCAAUAAAAGUGGCAUGCCUCAGCAUAUCGCAGAAAGCGAAGGAGAAAAUAGAGAAGUACGGUGGACAAGUGUACAAACUUGAUGAAAUAUUUAAGAUAGCUCCAACCCCAGACCAGAUGGUCAUCUUCCAGGGCCCCCAGAAGGCAAGAAAACAGUACAAGUACUUUGGAUCAGCUGGAGACGGACACAACCCAGCCAGACCGAGAGUUAUCUCCAAGGGAUCAGAAAAGAGAAAGAGAAGAAUACAAUAA
Molecule: messenger RNA, 528 nt
Organism: Nematocida minor
Lineage: Eukaryota; Fungi; Microsporidia
Product: large subunit ribosomal protein L18e
Exons: 1
Coding region: 1-528 (175 amino acids)
Biological process (GO): translation
Cellular component (GO): cytosolic large ribosomal subunit; ribosome
Molecular function (GO): structural constituent of ribosome; RNA binding
Source: RefSeq, a predicted model, not a curated record